Molecule: messenger RNA, 369 nt
Organism: Blepharisma stoltei
Lineage: Eukaryota; Ciliophora; Heterotrichea; Heterotrichida; Blepharismidae
Source: the annotation of a GenBank genome assembly
AUGGAAAAAAGACCCAACCCUGAGUCUUCAUCUCAGCCAAACCAAACUCUUUAUAUAAAGAACUUAAAUGAUAAGGUAAACAAACUUGAAGUGAAAAGACUUUUAUAUCAGCUGUUUUCAGCAUAUGGAUAUAUUUUAGAAAUCUAUGUAAGCAAAGCUCCAAAAAAGAGAGGACAAGCCUUUAUUGUUUUUGAUACAGUUCAUGAUGCAGCGCUUGCCUUGCAAGCGCUCCAAAAUUUCAGUUUUUUAGAAAAAAAUCUUAAUAUAGACUAUGCGAGAGACAAAAGUGAUGUUAUUGCUAGAAAAGAAGGGACUUAUGAGAAAAGAGCAAAACAAAAGAGAGAGGCUGAGAGAGCAGCGAACACAUAA